Molecule: messenger RNA, 1527 nt
Organism: Arabis nemorensis
Lineage: Eukaryota; Viridiplantae; Streptophyta; Magnoliopsida; Brassicales; Brassicaceae
Source: the annotation of a GenBank genome assembly
AUGUCUCGUGAACUACUCAAAGUCUUGCAAAUAGUUCUUGUUCUGUUCUGUACCCUGUCUUCAUACUCCAAUGGCAAAUUGAUCCCGGAGGGAGCUGCAGCAUUCGACUCCUCCGAUGGUUUCAUCAUGUUAACCAACACCACAAAGCACGCAUGCGGUCAAGUUUUCGACAACGAACCAGUUAAGUUAAAGAACUCAGAUUUUAACUUCUUCUUCGUCUUCGGAAUCGUCCCUGAGGAUAAGCAGCAAGGAUCACAUGGUAUGGCUUUUGUUUUCUCCCCUGGAAGAGGCCUUCCCGGAGCUUCCUCUAAUCAGUACCUCGGAUUAUUCAACGAGACCAACAACAAUAAGACCUCGAAUCACGUGAUAGCUAUCGAGCUAGAUAUACAUAAAGACCAAGAGUUUGGAGAUAUUGAUAACAAUCAUGUUGGGAUUAAUGUUAACGGUUUGAGAUCUGUGGUGUCUGCUCCCGCUGGCUACUUUGAUGAUAGUGACGGAAGCUUUAAGAAUCUUUCACUGAUAAGCGGAAAUGUGAUGCGGCUUUCUAUUGCUUAUAGCCACACUGAUAAACAGCUAAACGUCACCUUAAGCCCAAUUGAGUUCCCUUUUCCGCCGCAGAAACCGCUUUUGUCUUUAAAACAAGAUCUCUCGCCGUAUUUUUCGGACGAGGUGUAUUGGGGCUUCACCGCAUCAACUGGAUCCAUUGGUGCAAUUCAUUAUGUGUUACGUUCGUCCUUAAAUCAAGGAGUAACUGAGCAUCCAAAGUUUGAAUAUAACGUAAUCCCCAUCCUUCCACCAUAUCCCAAGAAAUCUUAUGACGCUACAAAACUCAUUUUAGCCAUCUGCUUAACGUUAUCCUUGAUUGGUGCAUUCGGCGCAUCGUGGACCGGAUAUGUCUUCUAUUUGAGGCAUAAGAAGGUUAAAGAGGUUCUUGAGGAUUGGGAGAUUCAGUAUGGUCCUUACAGGUUCGCUUAUAAGGAUCUUUUCAGUGCCACAAAGGGUUUCAAGGCGAAGAGACUUCUUGGAAGAGGAGGAUUUGGUCCAGUAUAUAAAGGGAUACUUCCAGGUUCUGAUACAGAGAUCGCUGUGAAACGGACUUGUCCUGAUUCAAAACAAGGGAUGAACGAGUUCCUAGCCGAGAUAUCGACCAUUGGCCGUCUUAGACACCCGAAUCUAGUGAGGCUUCUGGGAUAUUGUAGGCACAAAGAGGAUCUCUACUUGGUUUACGACUUUAUGCCUAAUGGGAGUCUUGACAAGUAUCUGCACAGAAGCGAGACUCAACAACGGCUCACCUGGGAACAACGUUUCAAGAUCAUCAAAGACAUUGCAUCCGCUCUGCUCCACCUUCACAAAGAAUGGGUACAGAUAAUCAUCCAUCGAGAUAUUAAACCAGGAAAUAUCCUCAUGGACCACGAAAUGAAUGCGGUGCUCGGGGAUUUUGGAUUGGCGAAGCUACAGGAUAAGGGAUUUGACACUCAGACAUCACAAGUAGCGGGAACCAUGGGGUAUAUGGCACCUGAGUUCUGA